Nicotiana tabacum (common tobacco) is the source of this 783-nucleotide messenger RNA. The record is from RefSeq and is a predicted model, not a curated record. NCBI's taxonomy places the organism in Eukaryota, Viridiplantae, Streptophyta, Magnoliopsida, Solanales, Solanaceae.
AUGCCUAUGAUUGAGGGGGAAGGUAGUAAAGAACCAGUACAAAAGGAAGCAUCUGAUGGUCUUUCUUUCAGCUGGACUGAGAAUGAGGAUGAUAAUGAAGGUGAGGAAGAAGGAGGAGUAGGGGCCAGUCAUGAGGAACAUCAGACUCAGGACAUGGCUAAUGAAGUAAAAAGGAGUGAGAAUGAGGGAGAUUCUGGUGAAAAGAAGGAGAGUGAGACAGAAGAUAAGAUAGAUAGACAAGUGGAUGAUUCUGGAAAUGAAGAAAAGAAUAGUGAUGAAGAAGCUGAUACUGAGAGUGAAGGUGAGGAUCAAGAAAAAGCAAGUGAGAGUGAAGGAGAGGAUGGAGAGAGUGAUGAAGAGAAUAAGAAUACAAGUGGAGAAUCUGAAGACUCUAUGACUAUUGGGAACACUGUCAUAGCCCCUUCAGAAGAAGAAAGUGGAGAGAAAAGAACUGAAGAAAUUGGACCCUUGUUAGCUCCUUUCACUGGAGAUGAGGAGGUUAGUAGUGAUGAGGAUAACUUGCCCCUGUCUGCAGUAGGGAAGAAAACCAGGAAGACCAUUCUGAAAGCAACAAAGUCUGUUAUCCCUGUAAGGAAAGAAGUGGCUCUUCUUGCUAGGACUCCUCUCACAAGGAGUAAAACAAAGACUGUUGAUGAACAAAUCAUUAAGGAGUCCAGAGGUUCCAAGAUGCCAAGGAAGCAAGUUUCAGUUGUGGAACCUGUUGUUGAAUUGGAUAGAGAAGAUGAGUUUGAUUCUACUCUGCUAGAAAAGUCAUCAGCAUAA